Aspergillus campestris IBT 28561 is the source of this 2268-nucleotide messenger RNA. Its product is annotated as C6 zinc finger domain protein. The transcript has 3 exons. NCBI's taxonomy places the organism in Eukaryota, Fungi, Ascomycota, Eurotiomycetes, Eurotiales, Aspergillaceae. Gene Ontology annotation, molecular function: zinc ion binding; DNA-binding transcription activator activity, RNA polymerase II-specific; RNA polymerase II cis-regulatory region sequence-specific DNA binding. The coding region runs from base 1 to 2268 and encodes 755 amino acids. Gene Ontology annotation, biological process: regulation of transcription by RNA polymerase II; DNA-templated transcription. Gene Ontology annotation, cellular component: nucleus. The record is from RefSeq and is a predicted model, not a curated record.
AUGGCCGGCCAAGGAGGUCCCCGGAAGCGCAGACGCCCAGCCCAGUCCUGCGAGCAGUGCCGUCAUCGAAAGGUGCGCUGCGACCGCAACAUACCAUGUGGCCCUUGCACGCGUGCACGAUCUUCUCCUCACUGCUCUUAUCGUGAUAGAAGUCCAUCAUUAAGUUCGUCCGCCAUAGGAAUCAUCGCUACUCCGGACACGCCACAUCGUCAACCACUAGUUACGGGGGCCUUCGAGCGAAGAGCAUCGAGCCAUAUGACCCCGACGGAGCUAGGAGACACCAACCUUCAACCUGGCGUUGAGUUGUCUCUAGGGCAAAUCCAGCAUCGACUACAGUUACUUGAAGAUCGAUUGGCUGCCUUAGCAAAGAACCCCAGCUUGACUCGGGAUAAUCAAUGGCUGGAAAAGGCGUUGCACGAUCUGACUGAGAAAACACAGAACAUCGAACAGCAGCUUGCCGUGGCACCACAGCUUGCUCAUACUCAGCUAACGGGUGACAAUGGUGAUCUAUCAAUCUCAAAUAUUCCGCCACGUCUUCAUGCGUCAGCUAUUGAUUUCAAAGACCUGAAGGCAGAUCUGACAAACGUGGUCAAGGACUGUCGGGCCCUUCGGAAAUCCAUCAAAUCUCGCCAGUCUGUGACACUCAAUGAGCCUGUAGCUGAUCUUCAUAGCACCAUCCCGCCAAAGCUUGUCUGCGACGAGUUGGUCCAAUGCUAUCUUCGGACUUUUGGAUCAAUGUAUCGUGUAUUACAUAUGCCCUCUUUCUGGAAAAGUUACAGACAAUUCUGGACAGAACCCAAGUUUCCCCCUGUAUCCUUUCUAAUGAAGCUAGUACUGGUACUUGCUAUCGGAACUGCCUUCUAUUCAAAUUCCACCGGUAGGGUCAACAACCAGUUCACGCACCUGAAGCAGAAAUGGGUGUAUGCGGCUCAAUGGUGGUUUACGGGGCCAUCCGAAAAGACAACAGCCAGUCUAGAUGGGCUACAAGUAUUUUGCCUGUUAUUAACAGCGCGCAAAAUCAGUGGCUUGGGAACAUCACAUGUGCUUUCCACAAGUUCACUGAUAGAGAUGGCAAUGAGAUUAGGGCUUCACAUUGACCCUUCAAAUUUUCCAGCUUUAUCUGCCCUUGAAUCCGAGAUGCGUGUUCGCUUGUGGGCUACAAUCCUUGAACUGGCCCUUCAGUCAUCUUUGGAGUUAGGGUUACCUUGCAACCUACCGCUGGGAUUUGACACGAGACCACCAUUGAACAUCAAUGAUCAAGAUAUCGGCCCUGGCAAACCCACCAUUGCUUUACCUUCAAUGCCGAGUAACGAGUGGACAGAUACCUCUGUUUUAUUAUUGCUUCACGAAUCGGUCAAACCUCGCAUGGGAAUUGUUCAAUUCGUUGCCAGUCCCGGUAGGAAGUCAUAUCAACAAGCUUUGCAGUUCACGGCGGACAUGAGACUCGCCUGUCGUGAAUUGGCCAGUGCUGCCCAGACAUUCGAAGCUUCAAAGGCAAGCCAAGGGCUCGGACUCACCGACUUCCACAAAAAGUUCCUUGAUAUAGAGUUACACAGGUAUAUUGUGGCUCUCCAUGCACCAUUCACGGUACAAGCUCGAAAGGACCCUCGGUUCUACUAUUCUCGCAAGGCCUCUCUCGAGUCUGCAAUGGUCAUUGCAUCCUACGCUAAUGACCUGUGCCUCCCGUCUGGCCCGUUAGACGAUUUCUCAAAUCUGAUCCUUGUUGGCUCGGGCAGCUUCAAGGGUCCUCUAGCACUAGACAUCAUCUCGGCCCUUGGCCUUGAGCUUGUCACCCAACUGGAAGAGGAAUCUUCUCCGCAAUCGCUGUUUUCUGGGUCCGAGAAUGAGCUUGCUAAGGCCACUCGUGCUCCUGUAGUUCGAAUACUUGAGCAUAUUCUUGACCAGCUCUUGCAAAUCAUCUCAUUGGGUAGUCCUAACCUGAAGCGAUAUAAUUUUCUCGCGGCGAUCCUGGCUCAACUUCGUGCCAUGCAGUCCAACCAAUGCGUGAAGCGGGUUGUCUAUGAGACCGUAACCCAUGGUAUACAAGAAUGCUAUGGCAUGCUACAGUCAAUGAUGGCCGGCAUACCCCAAACUCCGACUGCAGAAGUUCCAAUCGGCAUGGCCGCUCCAGCUGCUCCUGGUUUGCCUGAUCCAACUUCUACUCAAUUUGGCUUCCAUUUGGUGGACCCAAUAUUUGAUAUUGAUCUUGAUCUUGCCAGUCUUCUGUGCCUCGAGGGUAUCGAUGACCCCAGCAGCUCUUAUCUAUAA